AUGCCUCCCUCAACGCCGCAGCCGGCGGAUGACUCUCAUCAGCAGCUCCUCGAUCAGAUGGACAUCUACUACGCGCCAAAGCCCUUUCGCAACGCCACCUGGAAGCCCAGCACGCGCCGAAACAAAAAUACCAAACAAAUCAUUUCCGAGUCGCAGCGCAAAGAAGCCUCAGUCCUCGCAACCCAGAACAACUCUGGCGCAUCAACGCCUAACCCGGCCACUGGCGCGACCUCAGAUGGUGCCGCGACACCAGCAUAUUCUUCCGCGGCCUCGCGGCCCCUAAACGUGGCACAGGCAACGCAAAGCUUGAGUACACUGGUCUUGGAGCGGAAUUUGCAAAGGGCCGCGAAUGGUCCUGUCGCCGGGUUGGGAGGCCCGGCGGUCACUUACACGAAUAUCGAGAGCGCUCCGAGUCUACACCCUGCAAAUCACAAACACUACUGCGAUAUCACAGGCUUACCUGCCAAAUACACGGACCCGAAGACAAAGUUAAGAUACUACAAUACAGAAAUAUUUGGCGUGGUGAGAACCUUGCCGCAGGGGGCUCCCGAUCAAUAUCUGGCUGCAAGAGGCGCAAACGUGAUCUUGAAAUAA
This is a messenger RNA of Capronia epimyces CBS 606.96, 594 nucleotides long. RefSeq lists its product as uncharacterized. Bases 1 to 594 code for a protein of 197 amino acids. NCBI's taxonomy places the organism in Eukaryota, Fungi, Ascomycota, Eurotiomycetes, Chaetothyriales, Herpotrichiellaceae. Gene Ontology annotation, cellular component: Ino80 complex. The record is from RefSeq and is a predicted model, not a curated record. The transcript has a single exon. Gene Ontology annotation, biological process: chromatin remodeling.